Messenger RNA from Mercenaria mercenaria, 411 nucleotides. RefSeq lists its product as uncharacterized. The record is from RefSeq and is a predicted model, not a curated record. The coding region runs from base 1 to 411 and encodes 136 amino acids. NCBI's taxonomy places the organism in Eukaryota, Metazoa, Mollusca, Bivalvia, Venerida, Veneridae. The transcript is spliced from 2 exons.
AUGGAGAAUAUUAUAUGUAUGUACAUUGACAAAGGUCACAUUAUAUGUAUGGGUGACUACAAUGCUGAACUUGAAUCAGAACAUGGAAUAUUUUCACUAAUUGACUCAAGAAGUGGGAACAAGAAGAAGACGGACCCAAAUAACUACAGGGCAAUCACAUUGUGUUCUAUACUUCUCAAACUAUAUGAAAAUGUUGUUCUCCUGCUCCUAAAUAGUGACGAUAAACUUCACCUUAAUCCUUCACAAGGGGGUUUCCAGCGUAACGUUAGCUGUGUGAUGACGUCACUAAUGCUGCGUGAAAAUAUUGGUUUUGCUGCAGAGAACCACUCUACACUAUAUGCUUGUUUUCUGGACGCUAAACAGGCAUUUGAUCGCUUUUGGAUUGAUCUUCUCAUGUUAACAAUUGUAUAA